Talaromyces rugulosus is the source of this 1338-nucleotide messenger RNA. RefSeq lists its product as uncharacterized. The transcript has 3 exons. The record is from RefSeq and is a predicted model, not a curated record. NCBI's taxonomy places the organism in Eukaryota, Fungi, Ascomycota, Eurotiomycetes, Eurotiales, Trichocomaceae. Bases 1 to 1338 code for a protein of 445 amino acids.
AUGGCGCAAAGCCUCUCGACCGCCUCGUCAUCGCACGACUUCCAGGCCAAAACCCCCAGUCGACCCAUCAGACAAAUGAAUCAAUUGAGUCUGGGAGACCUACCCCAGCCGUUGCCAACCUCUCGUAAUGGCCACCUAAAUCUCAACACCUUCUCGCCCGUCAACGAACACGGGAGCUUCGAGUUUGACCGUGUCUUUAAGCGAGGAAAGGUGUUUUGCAAGAUCAGAUCCAGACAUGCCUUCAAGGCGUCUUGGAAACCCUGCUAUCUCGUCUUGCGACCCAACCUGCUGUCAGUCUACAAGGAUGAAGACGAGGCGAAGCUGCUUCUCUCCAUUACCCUCACCGAAGUCACCGCCAUCGCGCCGGUCAGCUCUACGCGACACCCGCGCGAUUUCACCUGGAGCGUAUUCACCCCGUCGAAAAACUACCGUUUCCAGUCCGUGUCCGACCAGGAUGCAGAAGACUGGUUCGAGCGCAUCCGGUCCGAGCUGCACGUCGACGAGGAAGAGGAAGCCAUUAUCGCCGAGUCCAAGUCCAGACCCGCCCCCAAUUCCUCUGCUCUGAGUGACCCCGAUGACCAGUUGGGUGUUAUCACUGCGAGUGAACUUUCAGAUUUUGGAGAAACCGAACAGCAGCAGCAGCAGCAGCAGCCGCCGCCUCCACGGGUCACUUCGCCCACGCUAGAGCUUUCCCAAACACAAUCCCGAGGCCGGAAUCUACCCUUUAUUCAAGAGUACUCUGGCAAUGACAUGACCGAGUUCUCAGACCUAUCCGAUGGACCUGAUAGCCAAGCACGCGCACAACAGCAGCAGCGACUAUCCAAGCACAAGGCCGGUGGUGCCUCUGCAAGCAACGCCGCUACAAAUGCCAGCGACCAGUCGCAUCGUGCUCCUCUCGCACGCGAGUCAGCCUCGUCGGGUCCUUUAAGCGAUCCUGACCGCGUCAUUUACCAGGGAUACCUACAAGUUUUGCGCAGCAAGCGCGGCGUUCGCCAGUGGAAGAAGCUAUGGGUAGUACUACGGCCCAUCAGCCUCGCUCUAUACAAAGACGACAAGGAAUACUGCGCGACCCGAAUCAUCCCCAUGUCCCAAGUCAUCACCGCCGCCGAAAUUGACCCCAUCUCACGAUCCAAAAGCUUCUGUCUCCAAAUAAUCACCGACGACCGCCCCAGCUAUCGCUGCUGUGCUCCGGACGAGGAGAGCCUGGCCAAAUGGCUCGGCGCACUGAAGAGUAUUAUUGCCGCACGCAGAAAGGCGCUUGAGAAGGGGAAGGCGGCUGGUGUGCCGGUGCCUACGAUUGUGGCCACUACGCCGGAAACGUUUCAGCCGCUGCGAUGA